UGGGUUGUUGGAGGGACUCUCAUACCCGCGCCAUGGCGUAUCUAGAGGGGACGAAUUCACUCUUGGAUGGUGACUACCAGAGCCGUCAUCACGCCAUCCAGAAGUGUUACCUGGCAGCACUGUCUCGUCACUUUACCGUGUUUGGUGUACAGCAUGGCGGACAGUGUUUCGGGUCUGCUGAUGGCAUCAACACUUACAACAGGUACGGACCUACUACAACCUGCGCAGCGGACGGCGAAGGCGGGGCUUGGGGAAAUGAGGUCUACAAGAUUACAGGGUACACCAGCCUGGGUUGUUGGAGGGACUCUGCUACCCGCGCCAUUCCGAUUCUAGAGGGGACAGAUUCGCUCUUGGAUGGUGACUACCAGAGCCGUCAUCACGCCAUCCAGAAGUGUUACCAGGUAGCGCUGUCUCGUGGCUUCCCCAUGUUUUCUGUACAGGACGGUGGACAGUGUUUCGGGUCUGCUGAUGGCCUCAACACUUACAACAGGUACGGACCUACUACAACCUGCGCAGAGGACGGCGAAGGCGGGGCUUGGGGAAAUGAGGUCUACAAGAUUACAGGGUACACCAGCCUGGGUUGUUGGAGGGACACUCAUACCCGCGCCAUUCCGACACUAGAGGGGACAGAUUCACUCUUGGAUGGUGACCCUCGGAGCCGUCAACACGCCAUCCAGAAGUGUUACCAGGUAGCACUGUCUCGUGACUUCACCGUGUUUGCUGUACAGUAUGGCGGAGAGUGUUUCGGGUCUGCUAAUGGCAUCAACACUUACAACAGGUACGGACCUACUACAACCUGCGCAGAGGACGGGGAAGGCGGGGCUUGGGGAAAUGAGGUCUACAAGAUAACAGGGUAGUCGGAAUUCAGACCAGAACACCAACUGCUGGAAACGGAAACUACUGAUUGGACUAUAGUGUGUUCCUAAUGUAAUUAUUCAAUGUGGCCCAUUGAAACCGGCUACUGUGUUGGACUCAGAAUAAUCGACAAGAAAAAAGACAUCUGAUCUGUGUGUUUUUGUAUGUGUGUGUGUGUGUGUGUGUGUUUUGCGUGAGUGUGUUUGUGUAUGUGUUUGUGUGAGUGUUUCCUACUUUUUUUAUAGAAAGUAAUCCUGGCAGGCGUUUCAUUGUUUCCUUCUUAGUUAAAAAUGACUCAUCUUAGAUGAAUUACUUAUCAAGAUUAUUUGUCGGUUGAUAUUUUUAAUAUUUGUAGAUGUUCUCACAUCAAUUUCUAAGAUUCAGUUUUAUAUUAGGUAUUGUCAGCUUAGAUUUUAAGAAUUUACACGACUUUUAUAAAAAAUUUCCGCCAUACCAAUAUUGGUGUUUUGCGUAACAUUUGUAACAAGUAUUCGUGGACUAUGGAUAAUGCUUCCUCUGUUUGACGUGAACUUUGAUGCAAUGUAAUGCGUAUUUGAUGCAUCACCACUUUGUAUACA
This is a messenger RNA of Branchiostoma belcheri (Belcher's lancelet), 1433 nucleotides long. RefSeq lists its product as uncharacterized. The transcript has 4 exons. Lineage: Eukaryota; Metazoa; Chordata; Leptocardii; Amphioxiformes; Branchiostomatidae. Bases 33 to 857 code for a protein of 274 amino acids. The record is from RefSeq and is a predicted model, not a curated record.